This is a messenger RNA of Tachysurus vachellii, 12673 nucleotides long. It is a transcript of the gene myo15ab, whose product is annotated as myosin XVAb. Lineage: Eukaryota; Metazoa; Chordata; Actinopteri; Siluriformes; Bagridae. Gene Ontology annotation, cellular component: cytoskeleton; myosin complex. Gene Ontology annotation, molecular function: protein binding; ATP binding; cytoskeletal motor activity. The record is from RefSeq and is a predicted model, not a curated record. Bases 1 to 12318 code for a protein of 4105 amino acids. The transcript is spliced from 67 exons.
AUGCCAGGAAAAAAGGGGGACUCAAAGUCAGCCGCGAAAAAAGGAGGGAAAGCAGAGCCAGAAAAAAGCAAAGGCAAAGAAGAAGAAAAAAAAGGGAAGGAUGACAAAAAGGGUGCUAAAGAUGACCAAAAGGGAGGAAAGGAUGAUAAGAAAAAAGGAAAAGAAGACCCCAAAGGUAAAGGAAAAGAUGAUGGAAAAAAAGGAAAGGACAAAGGAAAGGGGGCGGCGAAGGUGGUUAGUGAGUCAGAAGAGGUGUCAGAUGCAGAGCCCAUUGAGGAUGAUGAAGAGGAAAGUGAUGAAGAAUCAGAUGGGGAUGCACACAAGCGUGGACAUGGAAAGGCUGCCGCUAAAGGCAAAGCUGCAAAGGGAAAGUCCAAAUCCAAACAUGCUGCAUCAGAUGAGGAUGAAGAUGAAGAAGAUGAAGAGGAUGAGGAAGAUGAGGAAAUUGAAGAAAGUGAAGAUGACAGGAAAGGAAAAAAGAAAUCAAAAGAUGCACAUAAAUCCAAAUCUAAAUCUGAGGGAGAAGGAACAAAGAAAAAGGCAAAAAAGAAGGACGAGGUUCCACCCGAGGCAGCACCAGAACCUACAAAGAAACUAUUUGGCUUCCCAGGAAUUGGGAAGAGCUCAAAGAAGCGACUACAAAGUACAUCUAGAUUAUUUUUAGGUCUUGGAAAGCAAAAAAGUUUUGUGGUGAGAAAAAAGAGAAGGAAGUCUGUUUUGAAGAAUGCCCCGAGGCUUCUGAUGCGCUUCAAAGCCAGUAAGAAAAAGAAAAAAGAGAAGGAACAAAAUGACCAGUUGGGACGCAAACCAUCCUACAUGUUACUUAAAAUCGGUGGCAACAAACCAGCAGAGAAGAAAUCAGGGUUGUUCAAAGGACUUUUUGGAAAAAAGAACGCUGAUGAUGGGUCAAAUUUUAAAAACCAAAGUCUGAUAUUGGGUAAAGUUGCUGGAGCAACAAACUGGCUAACUAAAAAAUUCCUCUCAACAAAAUUAAAACAAAGACCAUUUGACAGAAAUCACGGCCGCUGGGGAAAGUCAAGUAAGAAACGGUUUCCUGGUGGAAGUCGACAAACAAGCGUGCGAGGACCUGACGGGCAUCACAACUAUGCAUAUGAACAUGAUUUUGAUGACUAUGACUACAAUAACCAGGGUAGAAUGAGAACUGGUGCAUUUAACAGACAGUCAUUUCAGAGAAACCCAAAUUGGUAUGAAGAUCCUGUUGACUUCUAUGAAGCACAGUCACAUGAUCAAGGCUAUUAUGAAUUUGAUGAAUACUACAACCCACACAUGGACAUACAUGAUGGAGGAGAGUAUUAUGACAACGGCAUGGGAUACAAUAACACAUAUUCUGCACAACAUCAAAUGGGCUACUACCCAGAGGAGAUGGAGUACUAUGACCCACGUGUCCCCAUGGAUACAUACUACAAUGACAAUAUGGGAUACUAUGAUGAGAACCAAUAUUUAAUGGAGGAUGGUUAUGAAAAUUAUGAAGAUGAAAUUGAGUUUUAUGACCAACCUCAGUUUGAUUACUAUGAUGACCAUCAGGAAUUCUAUGACAAUCCAUAUGGUGAAGUUGGAGUAGCUGAUCCAUACAUGACUUCAUAUGGAGCUUAUGAAGAUCCAUAUCUCCAGGAUUACCAUCUUAAUUACAGUGAAUCAGGGGUUAACCCAUAUCUUGAAUCUUCCUAUAAUAUGUACCAGCCAUAUAGUUAUACAAUGCAUAAUGUCAUGGAGGGUGAUGAGUUUAAUGAUGUUUCUGCUGACCAAAUGGAUCAUGAAGACAUGUUCAGAGUUCCAAGGCCUCAACCCUCUAUACAGAGAAGGCAGAGCCCCUCUCCACAGCCCUCCAUACGUGGACUUGGAGUUAGGGAUAUGCCUCCAUCUCCACUAAGAGGGAUGUCAUCUCCACAUAUUCAACGCCCAUCUUCUCCAUUUGGAGAGAGAAAAGUCAGCCCUCCUGCUUCUCCAGCAGCCUUUAAUCAUUUCCAGCCUCAGGCCUCAUUCAUAGAAGCCAGGUCUUCCCCUAUUCCUAUGGCCCAGCAGAUGCCUAAUCGAUUGUCCUCAUUUCAUACAGGCUCUCCAACUUCUGCUUAUGGUUCCAUUCGCAAGCAAGGCCCCCCCAAUUUUCCCUCUGCCUCAAUAAGAAGACCCAGCCCAGUUUCAUCCCCAUCAAUAACUCAUCAUCCUUUUGGUGCAAGGAAGCUUCAAGGUUCCACAUCUCCUCCUAGGCAAAUGAGUCCUCCAACUACUCCUCAAAUGAGCAGGCAUCCUUUGGGAAGUGUUCAGCAGAUGGACUCCAAUAGGCCACGAUCCCCAUUCUCACCAAACAGACGAUCACCUACACCUUCACGGAGAAGUUUUGCAAUUGGUUCAGAAUCACCACAGCCUCCAUCUUCAAGAUCUCCAUCACCCAGCUUCUCCCGAAGAUCUACCCGUCUUAUGAGGAACCCACCCUCAUUCGGAUCACCUGGUGGUCAACUGCGAGGAAUGGGGCGUCCAAACAUUCCCAUGGGAACAGUAAAACCCUCUCUAGGUCAAAUGGGUCGUUUCGGUGCUUCAACCAAAAACAUGUCACCUUCCAGAGCAUCUAUACAUAGCAACAGAUCGUUCAUGGCUCAGGACGUCAGAGCGUCCCCAAAGCUUCCAGGUCAAAACCCAGGGAUGGUCAUAAUGGGCCAAAGGCACUUCAUUCCACCAGGACGAACAGGUUUCACACAGAAUACACAAAGACCUGUUGGUCUUGGCCGUCCUUUGAUGGCAAGGCAGUCUCUGAGGCGAGGACCCCCAUCACCACAACCUUCUCUGAAACACAUUGGUCCUAUAUCACCCCAACCUUCCAUUAGGCAUUUGUCUAGGCCAACUUCCCCUCACCCCUCUAUCAAUCGUGGCUCACCAUUACCAAAGCGAACUCCUUCCCCUCGCACACCAUCCAUACCUUUUGUAUCAAGUCCUUUUCAAAAUGUUCAGAUGUCCGGAGCAUCUCCCUACACUACAGCAGACUUUGAUCAAAUAACAAAUGUGCCUCAAUCACCCAAAUUGACCAGGGCUUUACAAAAUCAGAUUAUUUCUAACGCCUCUUAUAGAUCACCCUUUCAGCAUCCUAUGCAACCUAAUGCCUCAGAAGUCAUUGGUAUAGAGCAGUAUCCUGAACAACGAUCACCCCAAUUAUUACAUGAAUUACAAAAUCCAAAUUUGCGUAACAAUCAUCUUAUGCCAACUUAUACCUCUGUACCUCAAGUUGCACCAGUACAGCAGUCCUCUGAGAGACUAGCAUUGCCUGUUAUAUCAAACGCUUUGCAAAAUACCCAGGUCGGUGGAGUACCUUUCAUCUCACCACUGCAAAGACCAGGCUCUCCAUUAGCUCCUGAAGUUACACAUCUUCCUAGUUCACCAUCAUUACUGCCAUCAAUGCCAUCCUAUGGUCAUGAAACAGAAAUGCUUAGACAGGGUCCAGGUCAGCCUGCAAAUCCAUCACUUUCCAGUGCAAUUCAAAAUCCUUACCUUCAUAAUGCUUCAUACAAAUCAGUUCUACAAAUGCCUGCCUCCCCCUACUCACCAGUUAUGUCACAAUAUGAUUAUAUAGAGGAGCCAGGCCCUGGCCCCCUCCUCACCAAUGCUCUUCAAAAUCCCAAUGUCCGAAAUGCUACUUACAGAACACAUUUACAAAGGAGAGGAUCAAGACAUGCUGCUAGCCCAAGGAGAUCACCAAUUCUCUCAAAUGCUCUACAUAACCAACAAAUACGGAAAGCUUCUUACCAAACACAAAUGUCUUAUCCAAGCAAAACCUACGGCUAUGUUCCCAUGAACGGUUAUACCCAGGGCCCUGUUCUGUCAGAUGCACUGCAUAAUACUCAGGUUCGGGGUGCAGCCUACAAUCUGCCAGGUGGCACACUGGUACAUGGCAAUCAAAUGGUGGCUCCAGGUACCUCUCCAAUGCUUACUAAUGCCUUACAAAAUCGUCAGGUUCGGACUGCUUCCUACAGACUUUCAGAUGGGACCCUAAUAAAUGUGGAACCCUACCAACAACAACCCUUGUCUCCAAACAUCUCAAAUGCCUUAGGUAACACAAACCUCAGAUAUGCCUCUUAUAGACUACCAGAUGGAACUAUAAUCACCACAGAUUCAUCUCAAGAACAGCAGCAACAACAUUCUUCUCCAAAUCUUACCAGUGCUUUGCAGAAUCCAAACCUUAAAAAUGCUUCCUACAGACUUCCAGACAAUUCAGUUAUGUCAGAAUACCACCAGAAGCAAGUAUCUCCAAAUCUGUCCCGUGCCCUUAGAAACAAUAGCAUUCGAAAUGCAUCCUAUAGGCUGCCAGAUGGAACAGUUAUUUUUACAGAGCAACAAGUGGAACCAACUUCACCAGCCCUGUCAAAUGCACUUCGGAACCCAAUUAUUCGAAAUGCAUCUUAUAGAUUAGGUGAUGGCACAAUUAUUGUUCCUGAUUAUAAUCAGUCAAAAUCUACCUCCCCAAAUUUAGCGCAUGCACUUCAGAACACUCAGAUGCGGAAUGCUAGUUACAGAUUGCCAGAUGGAUCUAUUAUAACCACACAACUUUCUACACCUUCCCCUAAUUUGUCAAGUGCUCUGCAGAAUCCAAACAUGCGUCAUGCUAACUUUCGGCUACCUGAUGGCAAUAUAAUCAGUGCUAAUCCGGUUCAUUCACCUAACCUGGCCAGUGCCCUCAAAAAUGCACACAUCAAAAAGGCCUCCUUUAGGCUUCCAGAUGAAUCUGUUUUUUUAAGUGCUACACCAACCAGUCCAAAACUGGCAGAGGCCUUGAAAAAUGCAAGCCUUCGCAAAGCCUCAUACCGACUACCAGACAAUUCUCUUAUCUCAUUGAAUCCUCCGACAAGCAAUCCAAAACUUUCACAAGCCAUUUUAAACAAAAAUCUCCGUAACGUUAUGUACCGUUUACCCGAUGAAUCCAUUCUCAGACAAGGUUUUGCAGUUUCAUCAUCACCUCAAUUGAAGGAUGCUCUAAAAAACACUGGCAUAAAGAAUGCCUCCUACCAACUGCCUUCAGCACUAUCUACUGUUACAGCAUCAGGAUUGAUUAUUGGGCCGGAUGGCAGGUAUGCAAUUGUGUCCCCACAAAGAAAAGGUCCUGAAGAACACUGGGCUAUGAAUGCCAGGGAUAGACAAAGUUCAGAGGAUGUGUGGGCUGCAGAGAGGGUUUUACCUCAUGGAACUGUACAGAAUCUUACCAAGUGGUCCAUGUACCGGGAUGAAAACAUGAUAGAUCACCUUUCUCUACCACCUCUCGGUGUUGGGUCCAGGGAAGGUGAGGUACAGUGGGUACCAGAUCGGGAUGGGGAGCCCACAGGUCAAUGGUAUGAUAAGAUGUAUUCUAUAAGAAGUCUGCCUACCAUGAGUUACAGAGAGAAACAAGAAGCCGACGGACUUGAGGACAUGACACAGUUGGAGGAAUUAACAGAGGCAGCUGUUUUAAUGAACCUGAACACUCGAUUUGAACGGGAGCUCAUAUACACUUAUAUCGGCUGCAUUCUGCUGUCAGUGAAUCCUUACAAGUUAUUGAACAUCUAUGGGACAGACACGGUCCUGCAGUAUAACGGCCAUGGCUUAGGAGAAAACCCACCUCACCUUUUUGCAAUUGCGAAUCUUGCCUACACAACAAUGAUGGAUGUCAAGCAGAACCAGUGCAUCAUCAUCAGUGGAGAAAGUGGAUCAGGAAAAACUGAAGCCACCAAACUGGUCCUGAGAUACCUGACUGCCAUUCACCAUGAGCGGAACGUAACACAGCAGAUUGAGAUCCUGGAAGCAACUCCGCUGCUGGAAUCUUUUGGAAAUGCCAAAACGGUGCGGAACGACAACUCCAGUCGCUUUGGGAAGUUUGUCGAGAUCUUUCUGGAGGAAGGAGUGAUCAGCGGUGCCAUAACCUCACAGUAUCUACUGGAGAAGUCCAGGAUUGUGUUUCAGGCAAAAAAUGAAAGGAACUACCACAUUUUUUACGAGAUGUUGGCCGGACUCCCUGUUCACCAGAAACGUGUCUUCUACCUGCAGGAGGCCGAAACCUACUACUACCUGAACCAAGGUGGUGACUGUGAGAUCGACGGGAAGGACGAUGGCGAGGACUUCAGGAGGUUACAGAGUGCCAUGGACAUUCUCCACUUCAGCCCUGAGGACCAGAGCAGUGUGUUCCGAGUGCUCUCAUCCAUCCUCCAUCUGGGCAACAUCUUCUUUCACAGAUUUGAGGCUGAGGUGCAUGAAACGACCAGCGUUGUAAGUGCUCAGGAGAUCCGUGUGGUGGCCGAACUGCUCCAGAUUUCUCCAGAAGGUCUGCAGAAGGCCAUCACCUAUAAAGUGACUGAAGCAAUGAAAGAGAAAAUAUACACUCCCCUGACUGUAGAGAGCGCUGUGGAUGCCAGAGAUGCCGUUGCCAAGAUCCUCUAUUCCCUGCUCUUUCAUUGGUUGACGGAACGGAUCAACAGUCGUGUUUACCCGAGAAACGAGGCUCUGUCCAUAUCUAUACUGGACAUCUAUGGAUUCGAGGAGUUAGCAUUUAACAGUUUCGAGCAGCUCUGCAUCAACUAUGCUAAUGAGGCUCUUCAGUUCUUCUUCACAAAAAUCAUUCUAAAGCAAGAGCAGGAGGAAUACAUCCGAGAGCAAAUCAGCUGGACAGAAGUGGCCUUCACGGACAACAAGGCGUGCAUUGACCUCAUCGCUGCUAAGCCUCAUGGGAUACUCCGCAUUCUCGAUGACCAGAGCUGCUUUCCUCAGGCCACUGACCACACGUUCCUUCAGAAGUGCCACUAUCAUCAUGGAGAAAAUCCACUUUACUCCAGGCCAAAAAUGCCACUGCCAGAAUUCACCAUCAAGCACUAUGCAGGACGCGUAACGUAUCAGGUCCAGAAAUUCCUGGAUAAGAAUUACGAUCAGGUUCGACAAGAGGUGCUGGAGCUGUUUAUGCAGAGCCACAGCCGGGUGGUUUCAAAUCUUUUUCUAAAGUAUAGCGAGAUGCUAAAUCAGCUGAAAAAGGGAACAAGGAGAGACAGCACAGUUACUCGAAGAUAUCAGCCAUCUACUGUAGCUGCCAAGUUCCAGCAUUCUCUACAGGACCUUCUGGACAAGAUGGAGAGGUGUAACCCAUUAUUCGUGCGCUGCAUCAAGCCAAAUAAUAACAAGGAAUCGGGGAUAUUCGAGCCAGAACUGGUGGCAACCCAGCUCAGAUACUCAGGAAUUAUGGACACCAUCCUCAUCAGAAAGGAAGGCUAUCCGGUCCGAAUGACGUUCCAUAAAUUCUUAAACAGGUACAAAGCACUGUUGGGAUUGAAGAAAAGCCCUCCUCCGGACGGAGACAACUGUGUCAUCAUGCUAACAAAGCUGUGUCCAAUCAGGAAAGGAGAUUACCAUGUGGGCGUGUCCAAGCUCUUUCUAAAGGAAAGCGUGUAUCAGCUGUUAGAAAGUAAGCGAGAUCGCGUAAGGCACCUGGCAGCACUGACGAUCCAGCAAUACACUCGGACGUAUUUCACACGGAAAAACUUCGCCAAGUUCCGCCAGGUCAUGAUCAAACUGCAGGCCAGGUGCCGAGGCUACCUCGUGAGGCGACUUCUCCUACAGAAACGUUCGAUCCUCAUCAGGUUUCGUUCACCGGUUCAGCUCAUCGUCAACCGUAGACGCUACAUCAGGGAUAACGUCCUCAUGGUCAGGAUGGCAGAAGAGGCGAGGAUCAGUCGAGAGGUGAUUAACGUGUCCCAGUUGAUCAUUCCUGCUGAACUGGGAGAGCUGCUGCAGGCUACAGCAGAUGGUAAAGAGAUACAUUCUGAGUGUUUGGCUCUGGUUGAAGCUCUCAGAGUCCAGGUUUAUCCUCAACUCACACUCCCUCUGGAUAUCAACAACUAUUUAAUGACUAAAUACAUUCGUUCCAACUUCAGGGAGCUGCAGUUUGGAAUGAUUACCACACCGCUGCAAGCUUCUCUGACUCGUCUGGAAGAUGAACUAAAACAGGACGCACUCGACAUCUUUUUACUGAUUUUGCGUUUCAUGGGCGACCCGAACUUGAACGGUGCUCAAGAGAAUCUGUUCGGAAAUUACAUCAUCCAGCGGGGUUUGGCUACUCCACCAAUCAGAGAUGAGAUUUUGGCUCAGGUGGCCAAUCAGGUGUGGAGGAACGAAUACCUGCGUAACGCUGAGCGAGGGUGGCUGCUGAUGGCGGCUUGUCUGAGUUCCUUCGCCCCGAGUGAAAAAAUGGCCAAAUAUCUUCUGAAGUUCGUAUCUGAUUAUGCGCUGAACGGAUUUAAAUCCGUAUGUCAGCACAAGCUGCUCCAAGCCAUGCAGAAGUGCCAGCCGGGACUCGAGGCGGCUCGGACUUACCCUCUGUCUCUCCUGGAGUGGACUGCCAACCGAAAAAAAGCCCACAUUGCCCUCCAAGUGCACUGCACUGAUGGAAUGUCUUUGCUGUGUCCAGUUCACUCCUGGACGAGUGGUGAGGAUCUGGGACGUGACGUUUUACUGCACAGGGGCGUGUCCUCAGAGAGCUGCUGUGGUUGGUCGAUCCUAAUGAAAGAGGUGGGGCAGUGGGUGGAGCUUGAAGGACAUGACUACGUGAUGGACCUGGUGUGUGAUCUCGAGCUGUUGCCAGGUUUCCCAAAACAGAAAAGCUACUUCAUCAUCUCCACACACGAUCCCACCAGAGUGAGGCAUAACGCCAGCAUAAGUCUUUUUGGCAGCGGAUUCAGUGACGAAGACGAAGCACCAGUGACCAACAGUCUGCCCAUGUCUGAUUAUCAUCACAGUCAGUCUCUGAGGGGAAUGGACCGUUACGUGGACAGCCUGUUUGACCCUGUACUGUCAGAUGGAACUGGGGAUAUGGACAUGUCCACUCUGUCUGGAAGAAUGAAAGGAGGUGGAGGUGUUGGUGCAGGUCAUGGUGAUGAUGUUCCUUCCACGGUCAGGGUUCCUUUCUCGGCAGCUCAGCAACCAGGAGCGGUGAGGGUUCUGCCAGCUGUUCCAGCUGUGGCCAGUGUCCCAGCUCAAGAUCCACAGACUCUGAUGGCGCAGCAGCAGCAAGCUUUCAUCAACCAGCAGGCUGUCAUUAUGGCUCAGCAGAUGACGAUGCAGGCCAUGGCCAUGGUGACGACGAGCCCCAUCUCCAGCCCUCCCACCAGUCCUCCUCCUACCCCCUACAUUCCCUACACCCCCCUCCCCCCCAGCCCGUACUCUGCGUUGCCCCCAAGCCCGUAUGCCAACUUUCUGCCCAGCCCCUACACACAAGUCACGCCUUCGUCCUAUACCGUUACCUCCAGCAUGACCUCGAACUCCGAAAUGAACCACCAGCUAAAGAUGACGUCCAGAAACGUCUCAGAACAGAGUAAAGAGCUGAAAGAAAGUUUGGAGAAGAAACAAAAUCCUCCUCCGGCAAAACUUACAGUAGACAAAAAGCCGGCCAAAAAACAUGCUCCUGGUACCGAAGUGGUGAAAUAUUCCGUCUCUAACUCGGAGCAUAUCGUUCCCAGCCACAACAUAAAGGACAUUAUAAAACAAUACCAAACUCCACCUGAUCCUCCUCCACACGAGAGCAGGAGAAGAGAAGGCAAAGUUUUUAUGAAAAAACUGAACCCACACGACGAGGCCUUACAGAUUUUGACGACUCAGGUGGACGCUCCUCCUCCCCCACCCCCUCCACAGAGAAGAGCUCCAGCUUCUGCAACUGGAUCUAAACAAACUGGUCUCAAACCAACACAGAGCACUAAAAAGAGGGCACCAGAACCACCGUUAAAAACACAACCAGUGUCCAGAGAUCUGCCCGUUGAAUCAGAAACCAUUCAGACAUCGCUCCACCUCAGCAGCGUGGACGAAUACUACACCUACACCAACGUCUCGUGGAAGCUCCACCUCAGGAAGGAGGUGUUUUACCCCAAGGACAGCUGGAACCAGCCCCUCGUGUUGGACCUCAUAUUUAAGCAGAUCGUUAACGACAUGUUCUCUGAGGCCUGCGUUCGCAUCACCAAGGAGGAGAGGCUGAAGAUGAAGGCGCUGUUUGCACAGCACAACAUUGAGCAGAAUGUAAAGGUUCAGGAUGAAGGUGUGAAGAAGGUCGUGGUCUCGGCGGCCCGUGAGUCGUGGGAGAUUUAUUUCUCACGUCUUUUCCCUGCGUCUGGCAGCGUGGGGACUGGAGUCCAGGUCUUGUCCGUGUCUCACUCCGGGAUCAAGCUCCUGAAAACGGUUCACAGCAGCUCCAGAGUUCCAGAUUACUUCAGAGUCCUGAGAUCAUACAGAUACACCGACAUCCUCUUCGUCACCAUCCCGUCUCCCAACAUGCUGGAGUUUAAUCUGAACAACGAGAAGCUCAUCCUCUUCUCAUCUAAAGCUCCACAGAUCAAGAACAUGGUGGAUCUCUUCAUCUCUCAGCUGAAGAAGGACUCAGAAUAUGCCGUAGCUGAGAGGAACUACAUCACUGACGAUCUCACUCUGCUCAGCUUCCAUAAAGGUGACAUCAUCCUCCUGCAAGCUAUGGACGGCCUACAGGAAGGCCAGUUGUACGGAUGUGUGGUGAAGAAGAAGGUCAUCUACCUGGAGGAGGUCGAGAGAGACGCGACAGACUUCGGCUGGAGGUUUGAGCCAGUGAUGAGUCGCAGCGCUGCGUUUCCCAAAGACUGCGUUGUUCCAGUUUCGGCUCCGGAAUUUCUCAGUCUGUCCUGGGACAAGCAAGACGUGUCGAGACCCAGCAGAAGUCAGGGUCAUUUUUUUGAUUCGGUGAAACCUGAAACAGACAGCAGUGUCUUUCCUGACGGUCAGUACACCAUGGUGGAAUUUGCCCGGAAAUACUUCAGGCAGUGGGGCAGGGGUAAAAGGUUCGAUGAGAGAUCCAAGAAAGAUGGAGGUGGUAGAGAUCCUGCAGAAAUGAUCAAAUUCAGCAAGAACCCCAUCCCAGAGUCUCUGAUCCAGUUCUCUGACACCAACAUGAACCGAGUCGCCUCAGAAAUGUUCCUGGCCAUAAUGAAGUUCAUGGGCGACCAUCCACUCCGAGGCCAGUCUGAACAUUUUGUCCUCUGCACCUUUUUAAAGUUGGUCGGCGAGCAUGGGCUGAUGAGAGAUGAAGCGUACUGUCAAGUCCUCAAACAGAUUACGGCUAACACCAGCUCCGCAGCAGACAGCUGUCAGAGAGGGUGGCGUCUGCUCUACAUCCUCACUGCUUACUCAUCCUGUUCUGAUGUCCUUCAUCCCUUCCUGCUUAAAUUCCUACAAGACGCGAGCACGAGCUCGGGAUCUCAGUUUCAGGGUAUCGCUAAAGUGUGUGAGCAGAACCUGAUGAAGACGAUACAGUGUGGAGGAAGGCGUGUGUGUCCCAGCAGCAUGGAGCUCAAAGCCAUAGUGGCUGGUCGAAGCUCGAAAAGGCAGCUAUUCCUGUUUCCUGGAGGAAUUGAGCGACAUCUAAAGAUUAAAACCUGCACUGUGGCUUCAGACGUCAUUGAGGAGUUGUGUUAUGAGUUGGCAUUACAAACGCUGGAGGCCAUGAAGGAGUACGCUGUAUUUAUAGUGACAAGGAGAGGUCAGAACGUGAGGCCACUGAAUAACAGGGAAUAUAUUUUAGACGUCAGCACAGAGGCUGAGAUGAUCGACAGCAGCUACAGCUUCUGGUUGAGACGUGUGAUCUGGGCUCAGGCGCUCAAGUUCGACAACGAGCUCAGCGUCACGGUUCAUUACAACCAAGUUCUCCCAGACUAUCUGAAGGGUUUACUGAUGGUUCUCCCCCCAGAUAAAGUCAGCGAGCAGCAGUUCAAUCAAAUCGCUAAAUUGGCGGCGCUGCAGCACAGAGCCAAGGAUGUUGUCGCUGCUCCCACAAUUCAUGAGCUGGGGGACUAUAUUCCAGCCCAGGUGUUUAGCAGACAAGGACCUCAGCAGUGGAUGCACCUGCUUACACAACACACACACGCAGUCCAGAGCCUCCGCCCUCAUCAUGCCAGAUCACAGUUCCUGGGAUUGGUGUGUGCAUUCCCCAUGUUUGGCUCAUCCUUCUUCUACAUCCUGAGUACUAACGACAGCACAAUCUCCACCCCCUGCAUCCUGGCUGUCAAUCAAAAUGGUCUCCACUUUCUGCACAAAGACACACACGAGGUUUUAGUGAAGAUUCCUUUAAAGCUUGUUCAGUCGGUGCGCACACAGCGACCCAGUGCAGGAAAGACUUCCCCUUAUGUGGACAUUGUGCUGGAGGACACGAGCAGCCACAGAACCACACAGCUACAGCUGGAACAGGGACUGGAGCUUUGUCGUGUGGUUGCCAUACACGUCGAAAAUCUGCUGCUGUGUCAAAAGAAAAGACUCACACUUCCUCCGAGUGAAAUCACACUCCUAUAACACGUGGCCAUUUCUGCCAUCCCAUAAUACCUGCACUCACUAUAGCAACGUGGUGCAGUACAACAGUAACAGCUCCAGUACAGAAGACUGAAGGUGAAUCUGAUUCCUUCAGAGCUGAAAAGAUCACAAGUGACUUGAUUAUUUUGAUGUACAGAACACAGACCUGUGAGAAUUUUGUAUAUGUGUAUAUACGCCAUUUUGUAGACGCCAUGUCUGCGAUUGUGACUGUGUGAUUCUUAUUGUGUUUACACACACACACACACACACACACACACACACACACACACACACACACAAAAUAAACAAUUCUUUUGGACACCUGGACAUUUAUAUGAACUUUUCUAAUGAAGGUGUC